AUGCUGGGCGGGAAAACAUUACCAUACCUUGUUUUGCACGGUGGUGGAAGUCGCCGAAAAUCGCUCUGCCUUCGCAAACACUUGCCGAAAAUCGCCUAUAACACCGCAAUGCACUCGCCGGAAAUCGCCUCUCACAAGCUCCGUUUGCUCUCAGAACCUCAAGACAAGCCUAGCAUCGGGAACCGAAACGUCACAAGUCUUCGCAGCCUUGCCGACACGUGUCACCCAUGCACAGGGGAGCCCAACCGCCCUCACCUCCCUACUUGCUCCUACACUUCGAACGUUUCGACUUUUCCUUUCUUCUCCUUUUUGAGACAGAGCACACCUUUCCCAGCAUACGGCAGGCACGCAUGGGUCGAGUUUUCACUCACCUCUCGUGCCGAACGGCAGGCACGCACGGGUCGAGUUUUCACUCAACUCUCGUGCCGAACAGCAGGCACGCACGGUCGAGUUUUCACUCACCUCUCGUGUCGAAUGGCAGGCACACACGGUUUAGUUUUCACUCACCUCUCAUGCCGAACGGCAGGCACGCACGGGUCGAGUUUUCACUCACCUCUCGUGUCGAACGGCAGGCACGCACGGGUCGAGUUUUCACUCACCUCUCACGCCUAUCGGGUCAAGUUUUCACUCACCUCUCGCGCCGAACGGCAGGCACGCAUGGGUCGAGUUUUCACUCACCUCUCGCGCCGAACGGCAGGCACGCACGGGUCGAAUUUUCACUCACAUCUCGUGCCGAACGGCAGGCACGCAUGGUCGAGUUUUCACUCACCUCUCGUGUCGAACGGCAGGCACGCAUGGGUCGCGUUUUUUUUUCCCUCUUGA
Messenger RNA from Prunus armeniaca (apricot), 822 nucleotides. Lineage: Eukaryota; Viridiplantae; Streptophyta; Magnoliopsida; Rosales; Rosaceae. The record is from the annotation of a GenBank genome assembly.